Acanthoscelides obtectus is the source of this 951-nucleotide messenger RNA. Lineage: Eukaryota; Metazoa; Arthropoda; Insecta; Coleoptera; Chrysomelidae. The record is from the annotation of a GenBank genome assembly.
AUGGUACAAAUCAGGCUUAUUCCUAGUACACUUACUGGGUACAUAUCUACACUGACAACUCAUUGCUCUUCUAUCCGCCCUGAUAUCUCUCACAAGUCUCAUGCUCCUGCAGAAUCACCAAGUUGGUUGGCGAAGAAAAACAGACAAGAAGAAGCCCAGCAUGCUUUCCAUUUGUGCAGGGGGUGCUCAGAUGACGCGGAAAAAGAACUUAACAUCAUAUUGCAACGGCAAGAGGCAGAAAAGGAUAUUAAGAUCAGUUUCAAGGAGCUAGCUAUACCUGAAUUUUGGAAACCUUUGGUUAUAAUAGUAGUAUACAUUGUAGCAAAUCAAUGGGUAGGAGUGAAUGCCAUAACUUUCUAUACAGUCGAAAUAAUGAAGGAUACUAUAGGGGAUGGUCUGGAUGAAUAUCUUGCUAUGUUACUGGUAGAUGCUGUGAGAGUAAUAAUGUCAGUCAUUGCUUGUAUUCUAUUAAGAAACUGCACCAGAAGAUCCUUAGCACUUAUAAGUGGUGUAGGAACAUUCGUAUCUCUAUUCACAUUGAGUUUCCUUACAUUCUUCUCAAAAAUGUACCCUGAGUUCUCCCUAAACUGGGUUCCAGCAUUCUGUCUCUUCCUUUACAUUGCUGCAAUCUCUAUAGGUUUCGUUCCUUUGCCAUGGGCUCCAAUCGGUGAGCUCUUCCCUCUUAAAUUUAGAAGUAUUGGAAGUAGAAUUUGGUCUUUCAUGGCUUACACAGCUUUCUUUUCUGUCGUGAAGACCAGUCCAGGAAUGUUUAGGUCGAUUGGGAGUAGCGGAACGUUGGUAUAUGGUAUCGUACCGCUUUUGGGCACGAUUUUUGUAGCGUUCUUUUUACUAGAGACUAGAGGGAAGCCACUACAUGAAAUUGAACAAGUGUUUAAAAUGAAGAAAGGAAGUGAUCAUAGUGAUAGUAAUAAUAAUGGAACAGUUGUAUAA